This is a messenger RNA of Meloidogyne enterolobii, 723 nucleotides long. The record is from the annotation of a GenBank genome assembly. Lineage: Eukaryota; Metazoa; Nematoda; Chromadorea; Rhabditida; Meloidogynidae.
AUGUUUUCAGAUAAGUUUUCAACUCCAUUUUACAACCAUUCUUUUCGACUUAAACUGCCAACAAUUAUUAAAAGCAAAGAGGACAUCAAAAUAAUUUAUCAUUAUCUAAAUAAAUUAUUUAAUUGUUCUUUUGAAUAUGCUUCCUUUCAAAAUUUUAUAUUAAAUCAAGAAUUAAUUCAAUUAUUAUUUGGAAAUGCUAAAAUUCCUAAACAAUUAUAUAUUCAAAAAUGCGAUAUAAUUAUUAAUGACUACGAUAAUGAAGAUUUAUUUCAAUUUAUUUUGAACCAUUUAGCUUGUAAAAUUCUUGGUUUUGGCCUUCUUUUAUCCAAAGAAAUGGGAAAAUAUAAAGAUUAUUUAUUUAAAAUUUUAACAAAAAGAGGAGAUAAUUUUAAAGAAAUUAAUUUGUUGUUUAUUAAUUCUAGAAGAAAUUUGGAUUCUGAUAUGAUUGUUACAUUUUAUGAUCAGAUUGUCGAAUGUAUAGCAACAUCUACAGAUUGUUCAAAAAUAGUGCCUGAUAUUACUAUUGAGUUCUCCCAUUCUACAAGUCUUAAAUUAAGUGAAAAAGCAGAAAAAGUUGAAAUUAAGCAAUUAAAUGGAGUUAAAUAUAAAAAUUAUCAAAUUUCCAAUAUUCACAAUUCAAAAGUUAGAUUCUCAUUUUGCAAUGAAGAAAGGGACAUUGACUUUUUGGUGCUUGACGUUAAAAUCAAAAUAAUGAAAGAGUAG